Messenger RNA from Argentina anserina (silverweed cinquefoil), 1249 nucleotides. RefSeq lists its product as uncharacterized. The transcript has 2 exons. Lineage: Eukaryota; Viridiplantae; Streptophyta; Magnoliopsida; Rosales; Rosaceae. The record is from RefSeq and is a predicted model, not a curated record.
UUUCAAAUGGCUCUUAUCUUUCCGUCGCCGGAAAUCUCCAGAGUCUUUUCCAACCCUAAUCGCAAGGGCUUCCGAUUCCAGACGAGCAGUGAGAAAUUCGAGUCGAGAUACAGGUCCACGGUUAGGGUUUGCUCCGGGGUAAAGGACAGCGCUGCGAGGACGUCGGAGUUGGAUCGGAAUUUAAGGCCGUACGGGCAGUUCUCGGCUCCGCUGAAGCAGGGGUCGAAGCCGAGCAAGGACGACCAGGAGAAGCAGGAGUAUUAUGUGAAUAUGGGGUAUGCAAUUCGAACUCUCAGAGAGGAGUUUCCUGAGCUCUUCUUCAGAGAGCUCAGCCUUGAUAUUUACAGGGAUGAUAUCACGUUCAAAGAUCCGAUCAAUACUUUUAUGGGCAUUUAGAAUUACAAGUCGAUAUUGGCAGCACUACGUUUCCAUGGCCAGAUAUUUUUCAAGGCGUUGUGGGUUGACGUCAUUAGUGUAUCACAGCCAAUGGACAAUGUCAUAAUGGUUCGCUGGACCAUUCAUGGCGUGCCACGAGUCCCUUGGGAAAGUCGCGGUCGAUUUGAUGGAACCUCCGAGUACAAACUUGACAAAAAAGGGAAGAUCUAUGAGCAUCGUGUUGAUAGUAUUGCUCUGAAUUCGCCUCCUAAGUUUCAGAUGCUAGGGGUAGGCGAUAUUAUGCAAUCUCUUGGGUGCCCCUCCACGCCGAAGCCAACUUAUUUUGAAACUUCAUCAUUGCCAUCUUCAAAGAGAACUUGAUGUUGUCUUGUUCUUUCAAAAUUUUGGGGCAUGUCGUGCACAGUUGAGUAGAUCUCGAGCUAGAGCUGACAUCUAUUGCAACAGUUGAGUAGAUCUCGAGCUAGAGCUGACAUCUAUUGCAUGGAUACAAAAUUGGUUUUGAUUGCAAAAUGUUACCCGAGCUGAUGAGGCUCUGCCAGACACUAGCAUAGCGGAUAUCGAAUGUACUGAUCUGUUAAAACUACUCAGAUGAACAGAUUCCGAGUUCUGAGCUUCCAAGUACAAAUGCUUGCAUACCUUGUAUAGUAUGAGAUAAUUGCAGGUUUCCAUGAUCCUAGAACUCAUUUCAUUGUAAUGUGAUAAUCAAAGAAUGCACAUGGUGAGUCACCACGGCCAUGGAGACACAUCACAUUUGUUACUUCUGAAAAUAAACGCUGAGCUUCGAACUUGGGAGUAUUAACCCUCAUCUAAAUUCGUGCCAUAUUCAAUUGUAAUAUGUUACAGUUCUGGGUUG